UUUCACAAGCUCAAAAGCUGAUUUGCCCCCUCCCCUUUUCCGGAAGCAUUCGCCGCCAUGGCCGCUUCUGCCGCGACCAAAUCCCUCCUCCGCCUCUCCUCCACUUCACCGGACAUCUUCCCCCUCCUCCCAUCCGCCGCUUCCUCCUCUACAUUGUGCCUUUCCUUCCGGUCCUGCAGCAUCGAAACCUGCUUCCUCGGGAUCCACCUCGCCAACCCCGCCUGUUCCAAGAUCCCCGCUCUUCGAACCCGGAGCACGGGAAGAGGACUUCGAAUCGAAGCCGUAGCGAGGCCCACUAUUCUGGUGGCUGAGAAGCUCGGGGAGGCUGGGCUGGGUCUGCUCCGGGAGUUCGCCAACGUGGAUUGCUCAUACAACCUUUCGCCCGAGGAACUCUGCGUCAAGAUCUCCCUCUGCGACGCGCUAAUCGUGCGAAGCGGGACGAAGGUGACGCAGGAAGUGUUCGAGGCGUCGAAGGGGCGACUCAAAGUGGUCGGCAGGGCUGGGGUGGGCAUCGACAAUGUGGAUCUCCAAGCUGCCACGGAGAGCGGGUGCCUCGUCGUCAAUGCGCCAACUGCGAACACUGUCGCAGCAGCUGAGCACGGGAUCGCGCUGCUCACUGCCAUGGCAAGAAACGUCGCGCAGGCUGACGCCUCGAUGAAGGCUGGCAAAUGGCAGCGCAACAAAUAUGUUGGUGUCUCUUUGGUAGGGAAGACACUGGCAGUUAUGGGAUUUGGAAAAGUCGGUUCAGAAGUUGCCAGACGUGCAAGAGGACUUGGAAUGCAUGUAAUUGCUCAUGAUCCUUAUGCACCUGCUGAUAGAGCCCGAGCCAUUGGAGUGGACCUUGUAUCGUUUGAUGAAGCCAUCUCUACUGCUGACUUCAUAUCUCUUCACAUGCCAUUGACUCCAACAACUGCAAAGAUUUUCAAUGAUGAAACAUUUGCAAAGUUAAAAAAAGGAGUGAGGAUAAUUAAUGUUGCCAGGGGUGGGGUUAUCGAUGAAGAUGCCUUGGUCCGAGCACUUGAUAAUGGCACAGUUGCUCAGGCUGCGCUUGAUGUAUUCACUGUUGAGCCUCCACCAAAAGACAGCAAGUUGGUGAUUCAUGAAAAUGUUAUUGUCACUCCUCACCUUGGAGCUAGCACUGUGGAAGCUCAGGAAGGUGUAGCUGUAGAAAUAGCAGAGGCUGUUAUUGGGGCAUUGAAAGGUGAACUAGCUGCAACUGCUGUGAAUGCUCCCAUGGUUCCUGCUGAGGUCCUUUCCGAGCUAGCCUCUUAUGUUAUCCUGGCUGAGAAACUCGGCAGGCUAGCUGUCCAAUUAGUAGCUGGGGGAAGCGGUAUCAAGGGUGUUAAAGUCGUCUACACAUCUGCUCGAGAUCCUGAUGACUUGGACACAAGGAUUCUUCGUGCUAUGAUCACUAAAGGGAUCAUUGAACCUAUAUCCAGUGUGUUUGUCAAUAUUGUCAAUGCAGAUUAUACAGCGAAGCAAAGAGGUCUUCGCAUCUGCGAAGAGAGGAUUUUCCGUGACACCUCUCCAGAGAUUCCUCUAGAUUCAAUUCAGAUCCACCUAUCUAAUGUUGAGUCCAAAUUUGCCAGUGCCUUGUCCGAUGCUGGUGAUAUCACAGUGGAAGGAAGAGUGAAAGAUGGCAUACCCCGCCUCACCCUUGUUGGGUCUUUCAGUGUGGAUGUGAGCCUGGAAGGGAAUGUAAUUCUGUGCAGGAACACCGAUCAGCCCGGUAAUAUCGGUAGGGUGGGAAGAAUUCUCGGGGAACAGAACGUGAAUAUUAGCUUUAUGAGUGUAGGUAGGACUGCACCAAGGAAACAGGCUAUAAUGGCCAUUGGCGUUGAUGAGGAGCCCAACAAGGAAACUCUGAGGAAAAUUGGAGAGACACCGACAAUUGAAGAAUUCGUUUUCUUGAAGCUAUAGAUGGCUGCCCACUUUAAUAUUUCCAUUCGAGUAGCAUCUAUUGAUAUAAUGAUGCUAACUUUGGUGGAGUGGCCACCAUGGUUGCCUGACAUUAGUUAGUUUAUAUAAUACUUUUCAGAAUCUUCUGAGCUAUUUUUUGGAUACUUAUGCUGUAAGUGACUUGCAACUUGGUUAUGAUGAGAUUCUUGAAGAAGGCGUU
Messenger RNA from Zingiber officinale, 2119 nucleotides. RefSeq names its product D-3-phosphoglycerate dehydrogenase 3, chloroplastic-like. The transcript has 5 exons. NCBI's taxonomy places the organism in Eukaryota, Viridiplantae, Streptophyta, Magnoliopsida, Zingiberales, Zingiberaceae. The coding region runs from base 58 to 1920 and encodes 620 amino acids. Gene Ontology annotation, biological process: L-serine biosynthetic process. Gene Ontology annotation, molecular function: phosphoglycerate dehydrogenase activity; NAD binding. The record is from RefSeq and is a predicted model, not a curated record.